UAUAGAUUUCCGAUCAAAUUAUGAACAAAAUGAAUCAAAUACAACAAUCCUGACAGAAUUGUCUCCAAUCUUGAACAGAACCAAACUCGCGGCCUGUGCUAAUUUCUACGCACUAAUUGGGCCAACGUAGGCAGCCUUGUUUUAAGUGCUCGUUCUCGUCAAAUUCCUUCCCGUUCUCUGUGAUGCGCCGCGCAUCAUUACGCCUCCUCGGGACUCUCAAACCCUCCCUUCGCUUCUCCUGUCUCUCCGCCCUCCUCCUCCGUUCCCUAACUCUCUCUCUCCACCACCUCGCGUCCUCCUCUCCCAGCUCCACCAAUGGCGGCGGCGGCACUCCUCCGCCGAUCUCCUCCCCACUCCGCAGCGAAGACCGCAGCGCCGACGCGGCCGUCGCCCGGUCCAACCACGCCAUCACCCGGCUGAGCCGCCUGGGCCGCAUGGCCGACGCGCGUCACCUGUUCGACCGAACGCCCCAUAGAGACGUCAUCUCGUGGACGGCGAUCAUCUCCGGCUACGCCCGCUACGGUAUGCUUCGCGAGGCGCGCCUCCUCUUCGACCGCGCCGACGCCCGCAAGAACGUGGUCACGUGGACCGCGUUGCUCUCCGGCUAUGUCCGGUCAGGGCGCCUCAAAGAGGCCGAGGAACUGUUUGAACAAAUGCCCGAGAGGAACGUGGUGUCGUGGAACACGAUGGUCUCCGGCUAUAUAGAGAGCGGACUUGUCGAUCAAGGGUACGAGCUGUUUAAGCAGAUGCCGGAGAGGAAUGUGGUAUCGUGGAAUGCAAUAAUAACUGCGCUGGCUCAGUCAGGAAGGAUUGUCAAAGCAUACGAUCUGUUUAGAUCGAUGCCUGAGAGAGAUGUGAUUUCGUGGACAGCGAUUGUUGCAGGAUUGGCGCAGAAUGGAAAGGUCGAUGAUGCUCGCGAUGUGUUUGAUCAAAUGCCUCAGAGAAAUGUUGUCUCUUGGAAUGCCAUGAUAUCAGGUUAUGCCCAAAAUCGGAGGCUUCAUGAAGCUCUUGAUCUGUUUCAAAAAAUGCCCAAGAGGGAUAUUCCUUCGUGGAACACGAUGAUCACUGGGUUAAUUCAGAAUGGUUGCUUGAACCGAGCUAGGGAUUUGUUUGAUAGAAUGAAGGAUAGAAAUGUCAUUACUUGGACUGCAAUGAUAUCAGGCUAUGUUCAAGAUGGGCAGAAUGAAUUGGCCUUAAAGAUGUUUGUUGAAAUGCUUAGUAAUUGUGUUAAUCCUAACCAGGGGACAUUUGUGAGUGCUCUUGAUGCUGUAAGUAAUUUAGCAGCACUCCAAGAAGGGCAACAAAUACACCAGAUCAUAAGCAAAACCAUAUUUCAGUUUGAUCCGUUCGUCGAGUCGGCUCUCAUGAAUGUGUAUGCAAAAUGUGGCCAGAUAUGUAUUGCUCGGAAGGUGUUUGAUAUGUCAAAGCGGAAGGAUUUGGUCUCUUGGAAUGGUAUCAUUGCGGCUUAUGGACAUCAUGGAAAUGGUAGAGAGGCAGUAAGCUUGUUUGAAGACAUGCAGAAAAAUGGGUUUAAACCAAAUGAUGUGACCUAUGUGGGCUUGCUUUCAGCAUGUAGCCAUUCCGGUUUGGUUGAUGAGGGGCUUAGAAUUUUUAAUUCGCUGAUAAAAGAUGGAUCGAUUGAAGUGCGGGAAGACCAUUAUGCUUGCUUGAUUGAUCUUUGUGGGCGAGCCGGGCGGCUCGAAGAAGCUAAAAAUCUAAUUAACAAGCUUAAUAUUAAGCCUUCAUCAGGUUGUGUGUGGGGAGCCCUUAUUGCUGGGUGCAAUGUUCAUGGGAAUGAAAGUAUAGGGAAGGUGGCAGCUAAGAAACUCUUGGAAGCGAAACCUAAUAAUGCAGGAACUUACAUGCUACUGUCAAACAUCUAUGCUUCUGCUGGGAAAUGGAGAGAAGUGGCAAAAAUAAAGUUGAAGAUGAAAGACAAAGGGCUCAAGAAACAGCCUGGAUGCAGUUGGAUUGAGGUUGGGAAUAGGGUUCAUGUGUUUGUUGUGUGUGAUAAGUCCCAUGGAGAGUCUGAUUUGAUCUAUAGCUUGCUACAAGAUCUCCAUCACAAGAUGAAGAUGGAUGGUUACACACCCGAUAUGAGUUGGAUAAACAAAUGAUUAAGAACUAAUGAUUUGACCUAGUUUAGCGCAGGUUCAUUGAAGUAUGAAAGAGCAUUGUGCAGCGCAGGUUCAUUGAAGUAUGAAAGAGCAUUGUGCUUUGUUAGUCGAUCUAUAUGGUUGAAUUGGCAGCUCAAGUAAGCUGCAAAAACAGUGAAGGGCUUUAGAUCAAGUGCCUUUUUGGCCUAGGCUCUAUUUGUGAAUUCCAUUGCAAACCCCCACCAUUUACAUGUUUAAAUAUUACAUGUUCUCACCCCCAUCAUUUUUCAGAUGACGCGGUCGGUAAGGGUUGGGACGAUGCAUGAGGACGGUGCUACAUAGUUGUCCCAGAGUUAUUCGUUGUUGACGUUCAUUAUCCUUCUGUUGGAUUUGUUUAGUUCUUUGCACACUGAUGUUUAAAUAUUAAUAGAUGUAUUUGAAAUAUUGUUUUAUUAUGAUUAAAUAGAUGUUUGUGUUGUGUGGU
Molecule: messenger RNA, 2580 nt
Organism: Ananas comosus (pineapple)
Lineage: Eukaryota; Viridiplantae; Streptophyta; Magnoliopsida; Poales; Bromeliaceae
Product: pentatricopeptide repeat-containing protein At2g35030, mitochondrial
Exons: 1
Coding region: 183-2117 (644 amino acids)
Biological process (GO): RNA modification
Molecular function (GO): protein binding; RNA binding
Source: RefSeq, a predicted model, not a curated record